UCGGCUGAGGCAGCCACGGAGGAGAACAACGGAGCCGCGACUCGAAGCCAAACAAACCGGGUGGAAAGUGUACAUUUAUAAAAUAGUACAAAGGGAGUAGUUUUGGCUCAUUUCUAGGAUUACUAUAAGGAGUUAAGGACGGAUGCAGCGGUGAUAUCCACUCCUCACGGCAGCUGGGUGGCGGUGCUCUUUAGCAUCAGCUAGCCGGUUAGCUGGUGGUGACUGACGGGGAAGCUGUUUGUAACAUCAGCCCGGCUGGCCACCACACGGACAGACAAAGGAGAGAAAAGACAAAAAAAAAAAACAACUUAAAAGUUGAAAUUACGUGACAUAUUACUGAUAGGGAGCGUUGUUUUGUUAUUAACAAGUUAGCCGUUAGUUUUCAGACUAGCUUUAGCUAACUGAACUUAGCUGUCGUUGGGUCGUCUCCGGCUUUGACAUCUGUAAAUACUGGAUUUGGGAGCUUUAGCUAACAUCGCAAGGAAGACACAAUGAGCACCGAGGCGGAGACCGCAGCGUCCACUAAACCCACUCAGGAGGAUGACGGCAUGACAUGGUGGUACCGAUGGCUCUGCAAAAUAGCUGGAGUUUUGGGAGGAAUAUCCUGUGCCAUCUCAGGAGUGUGGAACUGUGUCACUGUGAACCCUUUAAACAUCGCAGCUGGAGUCUGGAUGGUGUUGAACGCCUUUGUGCUGUUCCUAUGUGAAGUCCCAUUCUGCUGCCAGUUCAUAGAGUUUGCCAACGCAGUAGCAGCCCGUGCCGACAAACUCAAACCUUGGCAGAAAGCCUUCUUCUACUGUGGGAUGGCUCUGUUUCCCAUAUUCUUGAGUUUCUCCUUUACAACCUUGUUCGGAAACGCCAUCGCCUUUGCCACAGGAGUUCUGUACGGCCUUGCAUCUUUAGGCAAAAAGGGAGACGCGGUGACUUACGCCAGACUGCAGCAUCAGAAACAGGGCGAUGAAGAGAGGAUGACAGAAACAGCAAACGGGGCUCCGGAGUGAGGCGUUUCCACCCUCCUCUUCCCCUCUAUUCUUCAGUUCUUAUAUCCCUCCAUCCAUCCUGCACCUCCCUCCAUGCCUUCUUUCCUUUUGCCCCCAUUUCUAUCACUACAUCAUUAUGGUACUGAGUUAAUUUAUUGACUCAAACUGCUGCAUUCUUGUUGUUUUGACCUAAAAGUAUCCAAACAGAUUAACGUUGGAUUCAGGCCAUUAUUUGGUACCUGGUGUGUGAAUGGGAUGUCUCGUUAUGACUCGAUACUUUAGAUCGUACGUUUUGUUUUCAUGGUUUUGAACCUUCUUCUGAGUUCUAUUUAUUACUUGUAUCCCUUUGUUGUUUGUGGAUGCUGUCAGUUGUAAACCCUGUUUUUGAAGGAAACGCGAGGUACAUUUUUUUUAAGCCCAGAAAGAGCCUUUUAGGAAAUCUGAAAAAAUAAUGUGAUUGUAAAAUGUAUAUAAUUCAGGUUUUUCACCACCUUCUCUUCUCAUUUCUCCAUUUUUACAUUCCUCCUCCCCUCACGUCUUAUUCUCUCCCACCUGAGAUGCGAGCUGAGGAGGCAAAGAUUAGACAUGUGGUGAGAGGAAAACAAGAGGCAUUUAACAAAAUGAGACAUGCAAGCUUCAGAGCCGUCUGUUAGGCAGCGUCUGUUAAAUGAGGUGUUAUACAGCUGCAUCAUCAGCUGUGCCUCUCAUAUGCGUCAUGGGUACUUUUGCAAAGGAUACAUCUGUGCAUCCUCGCUCACAGCUCCUCCUCUUUCCUCGAGAUCCAUUUUAGAAAUUGAGUCAUCCUUCAAGAUACUGAGACCUUUUUGGUUGCAGGCAGGGGUACGGAGGAGAGAGGAGGCACUAAAUACAGAAAUGAGAAGAGCUGUAUGACCUUUAGGCUGUGAUUCAGAGUUGUCUGAUUGAAGGGGUGCAGUGGGUAAGGAUAAGUUAAUAACAUGGGGCUUAGACCUGUUUUAUCAGCACACCCAAAUAAUGAUAUCAUCUCUUUUGCAGCCCUAACUUUGUUAUCAUGGGAACGUUUUGGGCAAAGCUUGUUGGGUGAACUCUGCUUUUAAAUCAAAGAAUCUACUUUAAAGGUCCAGUGUGUAGGAUUUAGGGGGAUAUAUCUGGCAGUAAUGGAAUCUAAUUUACUAAGUAUGUUUUAUUUAGUGUAUAAUCACCUGAAAAUAAGAAUAGUCUUGUUUUCAUUAGCUGAGAAUGUUAGCUACGUAGGGAGCUGGUCCGCAGAGUCUACCGUGUUGCACCCCCGUGUUUCUACAGAAGUCCAGAACGCACAAACCAAACACUGGCUCAAGAAAGGGCCAUUCACAUUUUCUCAAUGCCCAUCGUAGUUAGCAGCCCCUCUGCAACAAGCAGUGUCCAAAAAAAAAACGCUGAUUUUUAAAGGGAAACUGCUUUAUUUAUUAUUCUUAUAUGGGGCAACAUAUCAUGUAGGUGGAACUGUGUGGGUUUUUUACCUGCUACACAGACUCCUGCGGCGUUUUUCCAAUUGAUAAUACAGUUGGCUAUGCAGCAUUUUGAAGAGUAUAGGCUAUCUGCAUUUGAACUGAAUUUCUCAAUUGGAUCGUUUUAACAACGUGAUGCAUUAAGUGGAUUAAUUUAUUUUAAUGUGAAAUGUAAAAAAAAAAACACUAGGCUGCUCAACUGCUUUGCAUCUCCUGUAGGACAAAGACAAAGAAAUUUUCAUCAUUUUUUAAACCGAUUGGGCUAAUUUUUUACACACUUCUGUUUUACCAGUUGGUUUGUACACACAAAACUGCUGUGUUAUGUGUUUUUGCCAGUUUAAAUCACUGGGUCCACUGGUUUUUGAGAGGUAGACAUUUGCGGAUAAUUUUGUUCCCGGUAAAAACCUCCUGAAUAAUAAAAAACAAAAGGAAUCUCAACCAGGGGUUCAUGCGUGGCCCAUUAGAAAAGUUUUAUCUGGUUGUAAUUUGCAGUUCUAACCACUAGAUGCCACUAAAUCCAACACACUGCUCUUUUAAGCAGCUAAUGAAAGAUUACUAAGGUAAAAACUAGUGCAACAAAAACUCUAUUUCCAUGUGAUUAUAUUAAACUUAAUCAUUAUAUUUAUUGAAAGUAACUGCCUGAUUUUUAAGAAAUCAUUUGGACUGGGCAGAAACCUACACAGAUCCGUGAAUAUCCGCGUUUCCAUAAGUUUCUUCUUUGUAUUUACGUCCUAAAAUGUACCUUCACUGGACUACUUUUGAUGAAAGAUGCGGUUUUGGUUUUACAGUAUUAAACCGAUUGUGCAGACAAACUCUGACUUGCAGCCUGAAUGCAUUUUUAAACAUACAUAGGCAUUAGAGAUACUUCAAACAUUGGGGAAUGUAUCUGUUUACCCAAAGAUAAAGACAGUUUAUGCUUUCAUGUAUUUAUAUUUAAGGUGAUUUAAGCUCAGCAGAGACAUUCCUGCACUAUUUUUUUGGUAGCAUGGACUCUGGUUUCGAGGGAAUGUCAUUAAAAGCUUUCACUGUACCUGUCAGCUUGUUUACGUACGGGUCCUCAUGAUCAAGCAGCCGGUGGCCAAGUUGUGGCUGCAGAUGUUGUGGCACAUUGUCAUGGAAAAAACUGGAAUGUGCACUUACAUGUUGCACCUUUUUUUGUUUGAGAGUCUGUAACUGAAUAUGUGUUUAUCAUGAGUCUUAAGUAGUACACAUAACAAAUUCAAAGAGGGGAAGUGUCUUGAUUCAGGGACUAAUUGGUCUGUAUCCCACACAAUCACCAGAGCCAUGGUUUGCCUUUGUCACUCAAAAUGAGGUAUGCAGUGGUCAGAAAUGUACAAUUUGUUUUUGUGCUGUUUUGUUGCCUUGUCUCUGUUGUGUCAUCAGUAAUAAGGAUGCUUUUGGGAAUAAUUGUUUACACGUACCUCUUACAGCUGUUUCCAUCCUAAGUCUCUUACUGGCUGCUCAGUGACUGAGUGGAUUAUUCACACGUUACCACCAGCUCUCAGGUAUCAUACCAAACAAUGCACAGACACAAAGUAUGCGUAGAUUGUAGAUGUAUGGUAGCAUGACUUUAUCAUUUGAGCUGACUGAAAAGCAUUUGGGUCACAUUAAAAACGUGCACAACCAGUGUUCACGAGUGAUUAAACACUACAUACAAACCAGCAGUAUGCUACAGUCUGACACUACACACUCUUACUGUUUUAACAAGAUGUGAAAACAAAAAACACUACUUUCCUUGUCCACAGCCAUCCAUCCCUCCAUCCAUCCAGUUUUGUUUUAUUGCAGUAACAUGUAUCCAAGACUAUAACUUGAUUGAUUUUAAAUCUGCAGGUGAUGAGUGCAUAUGUUUGCUGUAAGGGAUAUGUGUAUAAUGUGUGUUGUGCUGUGAAUCCUGAUCCUGUGAAUUAAACAAACUUGCUACUA
Messenger RNA from Plectropomus leopardus (leopard coralgrouper), 4369 nucleotides. It is a transcript of the gene cacfd1, whose product is annotated as calcium channel flower domain containing 1. The record is from RefSeq and is a predicted model, not a curated record. Lineage: Eukaryota; Metazoa; Chordata; Actinopteri; Perciformes; Serranidae. Gene Ontology annotation, biological process: vesicle-mediated transport. Gene Ontology annotation, cellular component: membrane.